CCGAAGCUUCGAUGUCGUGGUGUAUAAAGAUGAUUGAAUGUUUCACCGAGUAAGGGAAUUGAUUACCACUGACUUUGUUUUCUUACUCUUGCAUUCGUAAGGGCGCUGUUCCAAUAUCUUCUUCAUUCAAAACUUCCCUUACGACUUUAAUCACGCCAAAAAGAAAUAUGGUCACCCGCGCGCAAGUCCAACACUCCAACGCCGCCCUCACGGCACAAACCGCGCCCCGAACGGCCGUCUUUUUCGGCGGGACAUCGGGUAUCGGCAAGCUCACUCUCAUCGAGCUCGUGUCCCUCGGCCAUCCCAUCCGGGUCUACAUUGCGGGCCGGAAAGCAACAGAGCCGGCGAUGAGGCCUGUCCUCGAGGACCUCAGACAGAAGAAUCCCCGGGCCGAGUUGAUUUGGGUUGAGGCGGAGAUUUCGUUGCUGGCGGAGACGAGGAGGGUGUGUGAGGUUGUUAAAGAAAAGGAGACGAGUCUUGAUUUUUUGUGUUUGACGGCUGGGUAUGCGCCUUUUGGGGGGCGGAAUGAUACCUCGGAAGGGAUAGAUGUCUGCCAUUCUCUAGAGUACUACUCCCGCAUGCUCGCAACCCUCCACCUCCUCCCCCUCCUCCGCGCCUCCGCAUCCACCUCACCCUCCCCGGGCCCCACCCCGCGCAUCCUCACCGUUCUGGCAGGCAGCAUGCUCUCCACCCGCAUCGACGCAACAGACCUCAACCUUACGCGCUCGUCACCCAGCAGUGGCGGCGGCAGCGGCGGCGGCAGCAGGCUCUUUGGCUUCAAGACGCAGACACACAUGGCGACCAUGAACACUCUCUUUCUAGAUAAACUCGCCGCCGACCCGGUCAACGCGGGAGUCGGGUUCGUGCAUAAUUGGCCUGGGGCGGUGGAUACGGGGAACAUGGCGCGGUAUCAUACGCCGACGUGGUGGAGUCCGUUCCCGUUGACGAACUUGUUGAAGCCGUUGUUUUUGGUGAUGGGGUUCGAGGAACGGGAGGCGGGGGAGAGGCAUGUUUAUUUGGGGACGAGUGAGCGGUUUGGGGGGAUGAAGGAGGGGGACGGCAAGAGUGGUGAUGGGGUGGGAGGGUGUAAGAAUACGAGGGGGGAGGAGGGCAGGAAUGGGCUGUUUCUGGUGAAUCAUAAGGGGGAGGUUUCGUAUAGUGAGAGUGCUUUGGAGGCGUUGAGGGGGGAUGUGCAGGGGAAGGUUUGGGAAUUGACGAUGGAGAUUUUGGGGCCGUUCUUGUGAGGUGCCUUUCUGUCUUCGGGGUCGAGGGAGGGUAUACCGGGACUUUUGAGGUAUGGAUGAGAAUGUUGGUGCAAGGCUUUUGUGGUCACGGCCGAGGUCAUCUACGCAGAUGAACUAUCUCCUAGUAUUAUCUUGAUGGACGAUGCCUCAAUAUCUUAAUCUGGG
Colletotrichum godetiae is the source of this 1409-nucleotide messenger RNA. RefSeq lists its product as uncharacterized. Bases 168 to 1244 code for a protein of 358 amino acids. The transcript is spliced from 2 exons. The record is from RefSeq and is a predicted model, not a curated record. NCBI's taxonomy places the organism in Eukaryota, Fungi, Ascomycota, Sordariomycetes, Glomerellales, Glomerellaceae.